Molecule: messenger RNA, 1773 nt
Organism: Rotaria sp. Silwood1
Lineage: Eukaryota; Metazoa; Rotifera; Eurotatoria; Philodinida; Philodinidae
Source: the annotation of a GenBank genome assembly
AUGGCCAAUCGUAAACUCACCCCAACAACAAUAACAUGUACGAAUGAUAAGGACAAUAAAGUAUCCGUAUUAACAGAUAAACAAAUUCGUUAUGAAUUAUGUGCAAUUAAUGAUUUAAACAAUGGACAAAUGAAAGAAUUCGAAAUAAAAACAUCACUUGUUAACACAACUAUUUUACUUAUUAGACAGGAUAAUAAAUUUUAUGCUUAUUCAAGUAAAUGUUGUCAUUAUAAAUUACCAUUAGUCAAAGGUGUAUUAAUUAAUAAUCAUCUUCGUUGUUUUGCACAUGGUGCUUGUUUUCGUGUCGAUACUGGCGAUAUUGAAGAUCAUCCAGGUCAUGGCAAUUUACUAAAAUAUGAUGUGGAAAUUGUUGAUAAUCAGGUUAUUUUAGUUGCACAAAUACAAGAUCUGGAAAAACUAGAACGUACAAAAAUACCUGAUAAUCUAGUCAUUGAAGAAAAACCAGUAGUGGCUAUUAUUGGAGCUGGAGCAGGUGGAUUUACAUGUGCUGAUAUGCUUCGUCAGAAUGGCUUUCGUGGUCGUAUUAUUUUAUUUACAUGUGAAGGAACAUUACCUUAUGAUCGUGUUCAAUUAUCGAAACAACCAUCUAAAAAUCCUCAAGAUUUACUUCUACGUGAUCAAAUUUAUUUUAAAAAUGCUCAAAUUGAUUUACUACUCCAUACAGAAGUCACGAAUAUUAAUUGGACUGCCAAAAACUUAACAUAUAAAACAUUAAGUAAUCAAAUGAAAUCUCUUGCAUAUGAUUAUUUAGUAUUAGCAACUGGCUUACGACCAAGAAAAUUACCUUCAUCAUUACCAGGAUAUAAUCUUCGUAAUAUAUUUUAUUUAAGAUCAUUAGAAGAUGCUAGUAAUCUUGUUAAUACAGCUAAAUUAUUGGAUACAAAAAAUAUUGUUAUUAUUGGUGAUUCAUUUAUUGCAUUAGAAUUAUGUGGAUGGUUAACAACUGGUUUAAAUGACAAGAAAACUAUUUCAGUGGUAAUGCGUUCAAAAAUUCCUAUGAGACGUAUUUUUGGUGAACGAAUUGGUCGAGCUUUACAAAAAGUUCAUGAAAAAAAUGGUGCAAUAUUUUACUCACAAGCUGAUGUGAUCAAAUUAACAGGUGAAAAUAAUCGUGUUAAAUCUAUUCAAUUAUCAACAGGUGAUUUAAUUCCAUGUGAUUUAGUUAUUGUUGCAAUAGGUAGUGAAAUAUGUACUGAAUUAUAUAAAAAUUCUCCUAUUGAAAUGACGAAUGAUGGAUUUAUUAAAGUGAAUCAACGUCUUGAAACAUCAGUUGAACAUGUUUUAGCCAUUGGUGAUAUAAGUAGAUAUCCAUUAAAAAUAUUCAAUUUAGAUGAUAUUAACUGUCAACAUUGGCAAAUGGCUUGUUCAACAGGACAUCAAGCUGCCGAUACUAUCUUACAUUAUUAUGUUGGUCAAAAACAAGAUAAUUCUCGUUCAUUAAAAACUGAUUUUUAUACAGUACCGAUAUUUUGGACAACACAAAAUAAUAAAACAACAAUACGUUAUGCUGGAUAUACACGUGAUCCUGAAAAUGUUAUAAUUCAUGGUGAUCUUGAUGAUGAAUUUAAAUUUGUUGCAUAUUAUAUUGUUGAUGGUUAUGUUCGAGCUGUUGCUCAAUCAAAAUAUGAACCAUUAUCAUCUGAAGUAGCCGAAGUGUUUUAUCAUAAACGAAAUAUUCGAAUGAAAGAUAUUGAAAAUGAUAUGUAUGGUUAUAGAAAAUAUCUUGAUUUUAAAACAAAAAAACCUGAAUAA